AUGGACAACGUUCCUCCAGUCAUCGACUCCACGUUUCCACCAUCAGGAUGGGCUCGUAUUGAAUUAGAACCGGUGGAUAUUCCACUGGAACAGGAUGAUUCCAUACUUUUAUCAGCCAUACAGUCUGUUAUACCUGGAGCACAUGGACUUUACUAUAAGGAUGAAGAUUGCAAGAAGGCCUUAAAAUAUAAUGGCACAACUGGCUGUAUAUUAAAAGGUCCACCAGGAUGGAAUUCUAAGCCUAUUUAUGUCACACUUGGUUUGCCUUAUUUUCGCAUUUUUAAAUAA
This is a messenger RNA of Loa loa (African eye worm), 288 nucleotides long. RefSeq lists its product as hypothetical. NCBI's taxonomy places the organism in Eukaryota, Metazoa, Nematoda, Chromadorea, Rhabditida, Onchocercidae. The transcript is spliced from 3 exons. The record is from RefSeq and is a predicted model, not a curated record. Bases 1 to 288 code for a protein of 95 amino acids.